Messenger RNA from Cynara cardunculus var. scolymus (artichoke), 3109 nucleotides. Its product is annotated as serine/threonine-protein kinase BLUS1-like. Gene Ontology annotation, molecular function: protein kinase activity; ATP binding; protein serine/threonine kinase activator activity. Bases 625 to 2667 code for a protein of 680 amino acids. NCBI's taxonomy places the organism in Eukaryota, Viridiplantae, Streptophyta, Magnoliopsida, Asterales, Asteraceae. The record is from RefSeq and is a predicted model, not a curated record. The transcript is spliced from 19 exons. Gene Ontology annotation, biological process: protein phosphorylation.
GUGAAGAUUCGAUCCUCCAUACAAGCUGUAGGCAAUAGCUGGUUUUGUGUGAUUCUCUUUUUACACAUCAUCUAUGGCGGAUUAGUACAAGGGCAGAAGGACUAUCGAUUCACCUCACGCUGUUUUCUUCAUCUUCUGUAACCUCUUUUAUACUCAAAUUUCUCCAGUUAUUGUCUUCAUUUUAGUUUCGUACCCAACGGCGUUUCGAAACCCUAGGAUUUCUAGCUUAUCAGCUCUGGCGGGUAUUCUGGUUUAUCUACUUUGUAGAAUGUUUUAGUGCUUCUGAUAUACGAACCCAAGAAGUUACUUAAGAUGAUACACAUACACUGAAAAGUUAAGAGAUACUCUAUGGUGAUUUGAUGAUACGUUGAUAGCCUGUUGGACCUGCUUAUCAUAUUUGAAUACGAGUGAGUUAAUACAUAUUAAGGUUGUCAUUUAUUAGUGGUUCCGUGGUACUUGAUGCCUGGGGCACUUUGAAGAUUUUUCUGAUGAAGUAACGGGCUUUGUGAAGUUAUAUACGGAAAGAAAGCUGUUGGAAGGAAUUUGGCAUUAAGUUGACUCACACCUCUAUGUCCUUAGGGCUUAUGGAAUAAAUGGUUUUACUUUUAUGAUCUAGAAGAGCACAUGGAAGCGCCAAGAAAGAAGUUUCCUCUUGAUGCGAAGGAUUACAAGCUAUAUGAGGAAAUUGGUGAAGGAGUUAGUGCCUCCGUGUACAGAGCUCUUUGUGUUCCGCUGAAUGAAACAGUUGCAAUAAAGGUGCUUGAUUUGGAAAAGUGUAAUAAUGACCUGGAUGGCAUCCGUCGGGAGGUACAAACCAUGAGUUUGAUUGACCAUCCAAAUUUAUUACGCGCAUAUUGCUCUUUCACAACUGGCCAAAACCUUUGGGUUGUUACGCCAUAUAUGGCUGCGGGAUCUUGUCUUCACAUAAUGAAAUCUUCUUUUCAAGAAGGUUUUGAAGAACCUGUUAUAGCUACAUUGCUGCGAGAGGUCCUUAAAGCCCUGGUUUAUCUUCAUGCGCACGGGCAUAUCCAUAGAGAUGUGAAGGCAGGGAAUAUAUUAGUUGAUUAUAAUGGUUCCAUCAAGUUAGCUGAUUUUGGAGUGUCUGCAUGCAUGUUUGACACUGGGGAUAGGCAACGGUCAAGGAAUACUUUUGUGGGAACUCCUUGUUGGAUGGCACCGGAAGUUAUGCAGCAAUUGCAUGGAUACGACUUUAAAGCAGACAUCUGGUCGUUUGGAAUCACAGCACUUGAACUCGCUCAUGGGCAUGCCCCAUUUUCUAAGUAUCCACCGAUGAAGGUUUUGCUCAUGACUCUGCAAAAUGCACCACCAGGUCUUGACUAUGAAAGGGACAAAAAGUUCUCGAAGUCCUUCAAAGAAAUGGUUGCUGCUUGCUUGGUGAAAGACCCGAAGAAACGCCCAUCAUCAGAGAAGCUUAUGAAGCACCCUUUCUUUAAGAACGCACGCACAACUGAGUAUUUGGAACAUACUAUUCUUGAUGGUCUUUCCCCCUUAAGUGACCGCUUUAGGAUGCUAAAGGCAAGAGAAGCAGAACUUCUUAUGCAGAACAAGGAAUUAUAUGGGGAAAAGGAGCAUUUAUCGCAGCAAGAGUAUAUUCGUGGAAUUAGUGCUUGGAAUUUCAAUCUCGAGGACUUGAAGAAUCAAGCUGCCCUUAUCCAGGACUACGAUGAAACAUCAAAUGCAGAAGAUCUGAGUGCAAGUUCAAAGCAACAAAACGUGAUCAAUGAUGCCGGUUUACCAGCAGAGAGGUCGUCCCCUGAAAUAUCUGAUCAUUCAGACACUGCAUCUCACCUCGAGGAUGCAAUCAAUGAAAUUCCUGAUUUGGAGAGUUCAUUUGUGGCAUUUCCUAUGAAGCCUCUUCAAGCACUCAAGGGAUGUUUUGAUGUAUGUGAAGACGAUAUGGCUACUGGUAGCUCGACCCCAGGUGACGAAAAUCAAUCGGACAACGAUCAACAGAGUGCCACAAAACCAUCGGUAAAAGCCGAAGGGCAGGAAACCGAAAGCAAUGAUGCUGAGCAUUAUGGACAAAGAAAAUUCUUAUCACGAGCUACAACUAAUGGGCCAAGAAAAUAUAUGAGCGGUUCACUGCUACCCGAUGAUUCUCUUUCUCCUAAGAAGUUGGUUGCUGAUGUUGACAGGGAUCAUCUGCAAUCUAGAUUCCAAACACAGCGAAAUCAUAGUGGUCCACUGCAGUGUCGUCAAAAGCAUAAAAUCAACAAUUCUUUAUCUGUAGAGGAUGUUUCUGAAGGAGCUGUGGUCCAGCGCAAGGGACGGUUUAAAGUAUUUUCGGCAGAUCUUAACUCGAAGGCUUUAGGUUUCAAUCCAAGUACCAGUCCACCACCAUCAACUACAUCAGCUGCUUCAGUUGUUCCACAUUUGCAAACCAUUUUGCAGCAUAAUACUAUGCAAAGGGAAGAAAUACUUAAAUUGAUCAAGUUUGCAGAGCAAAAUUAUGGUACUUCUAUGGAGUACACGGGGUCGGGCACCAAUGAAAAUUCACAAAGCCCUAUAAUCUCGGCAAGGGAGAGAGAACUCCAGUCUCAGGUUAUCCACUUACAACAAAGCAUUGGCAGUCUGGUUGAACAAUUGCGGAUAUUGAAAAUGAGUAAUGCAAAGGUCAGUCUUCAUCUCGACCUAGUGAACGUUUAAUCUUUUUGCUGUCAUAAUUUGGUGUUAAUUGCUAAGGCCAUGAGAAACCCGAUUAAGGGCUUAGAGUAUCUCCAACAACUAUGCUAAAAUAGAGAGUUUUAGGGAUUUAAGGUGUAUUUUUGCUCCAACAGCUAAAAUAGAAAAAAGAAGAAAGAGAGGGUAGAAAUUUCCAAAUUUAGAGAAAUCUCUAUAAGUCCAUAUUUAAGAGAGAGCAAUAGUAUUUAAUACUUUCUCACCAAUAGGAGACAAUGAAAUUAAGUCGUCUACCAAACACUUAUCCGGUAAGCGCUUACAUGUAAAAUUUAACACUACCACUACUUACGGUUAAGACUUUAGUCCAUCAAAAUGGCAUCUUAUGCAAUAGUUUACCCAGUAAGCGCUUACCGUGGUAAGAGCCAUCGCCCUCACUUAAAUUGUAAGACUCUUGGUGCUUGUCUCCCUC